AUGCAGCAAGGUUUGACCCCAGUAUACUUCUUCUCCCAUGGAUCUACGAUGAUGCUGGGAGAGGAGUCUGCUUCUGCAGAUUUCUGGAAAGCGUGUGGAGAUGAAGCCCUCCAGAACAAGGUGAAAGGAAUAAUCAUGAUGGGAGCACAUUGGGAUUGUAAAGGCCACAACACAAUCGAAGUUGCCAUGAACCCGAACCCAGGCAAAAGUCCAAUCGCAUAUGUCGAUCCACGGAUCUACAAAGAGUACAAGCUCGUCCCUGACUUGGAGACUGGUCAAAGAUGCAUUGAUAUCUUACAGCGUGCACAUAUUGACGCGAAGCCGAAUCCGUCGUUUGAAUGGAUUCACGACACCUUUCUCGUUCUCAUUCGGAUGUUUCCUCAAGGCAUGCCACCGACAGUACUUCUGUCGCUGAAUGCCCGAUACGAUCCACAUUUCCACAUGCGAAUUGGGUCGAUACUGCGGCCACUCCGAAAGGAAGGAUAUAUCUUUGUCGGCACUGGGGGUGCGGUGCAUAACCUCUAUCGUAACAAAUGGGGCCCAAUGGUCAAAUAUCGCGACAACUUCGCCAUGACUACUCCCCCGGAAGGGUGGGCUCUUGAGUUUCGUCAGGCGGUAGAAGACGUGAUCACAAAGAACUCGGGCCCUUCGUUAAGGCGCGCGAUGACCAGGCUGUUGAAACACCCAGAGUAUAGGGAUGCUCAUGGUACGGACGAGCAUUUCAUGCCUGCGUUGUUUGUUGCCGGAGCGGCUGGUGAUGCCGAGGAUGAAGGAGUCUACGGUCGACUUGGGGCGGAGGAUUGGGAAUUGACCAACAUGUGUAACAGCCAGUUUAUCAUCGGUUGCUGGGCGUGA
Exophiala spinifera is the source of this 855-nucleotide messenger RNA. RefSeq lists its product as uncharacterized. The record is from RefSeq and is a predicted model, not a curated record. The transcript has 2 exons. Gene Ontology annotation, molecular function: zinc ion binding; ferrous iron binding; oxidoreductase activity, acting on single donors with incorporation of molecular oxygen. Lineage: Eukaryota; Fungi; Ascomycota; Eurotiomycetes; Chaetothyriales; Herpotrichiellaceae. The coding region runs from base 1 to 855 and encodes 284 amino acids.